Messenger RNA from Dermacentor albipictus, 426 nucleotides. Lineage: Eukaryota; Metazoa; Arthropoda; Arachnida; Ixodida; Ixodidae. The record is from RefSeq and is a predicted model, not a curated record.
AUGAACGACGAACAGUGUGAUGUGGACAUCAAGGCUGCCAGGAGGGCACACCACAGAGACGUGGAACGACGAAGAAGGCACGUGGUCAAUCAGACUUUCAAAAGUUUGCGGGACGCAGUGCCAGGUCUACAGCUGCAGAAGGCAUCGCGGGCUCGGAUCCUCGAGAGGACGACCGACUACAUCGAGUCCAUGCGGCGGAAGAACAGGGAGCGUCUGCAUUCUAUCAAUGAACUCAGGCGAGAGAAGGAGCUCCUCGACGAACAAAUCGAGGCUUUGGAGAAACUCAAAAUGACCAGGCGCGCUGUCAUCUCGCCUGCCUCCACGCCCAGCCCAUUGGACCUGGAGCGCGACUCUGAUGGGAGCUCUGAUUCCGCCGCCGAGCCUUGCGGCUCGUCCGACCCAGCGGCUCACGGAGCUUCAAUUUAG